This is a messenger RNA of Cylas formicarius (sweet potato weevil), 361 nucleotides long. Its product is annotated as trypsin-2-like. Lineage: Eukaryota; Metazoa; Arthropoda; Insecta; Coleoptera; Brentidae. The coding region runs from base 86 to 361 and encodes 91 amino acids. Gene Ontology annotation, molecular function: serine-type endopeptidase activity. Gene Ontology annotation, biological process: proteolysis. The record is from RefSeq and is a predicted model, not a curated record. The transcript has 2 exons.
CUCUAUUGUCAAGGUAUCACUUGAAGCAGUUUAACAACCAUGAAGCUCAUCGUUUUAGUGCUGUGCGCAGUUCUGGCGAACACCCAUGGAUGCUCCAUGGAGUGAAGGGGCCAAAGUCAUUCUGGGUGCCCACAAUAUAUCCCAAGCAGAGGCGGAUACCAGGCAAACGCUCCGCUCCGAAGAGAUAAUCAUCCACGACGGUUUCUCGUACAGCGACAACGCCGACGACAUAGCUGUGCUCAAAUUGUCUCAGCCAGCGGUACUGAACGAGUACGUCCAGCCAGUUGGUCGGUUCCAAAGGGACCGUGAGUGGUUGGGGUUAUUUCGUUAUGACGAAUACGACCUUGUCCUACAACCUUAA